Molecule: messenger RNA, 392 nt
Organism: Vavraia culicis subsp. floridensis
Lineage: Eukaryota; Fungi; Microsporidia; Pleistophoridae
Exons: 1
Coding region: 1-387 (128 amino acids)
Source: RefSeq, a predicted model, not a curated record
AUGCACUUCAAAACGUUAAAGGACCUACAACGUGUGCCCAUGCAGCGCGCAGCAAUUCCGCAGUACCUUUUACCACUUCACAGCGUCACGUCAUUCGUUCAUUGCACUGCCAAAUACGAUGAGAAGAUAGAAAGAUUUUUUGCAGGAUGUGAUUAUGUUUAUCUAGUGAUUGCUGUUUUGCUGUUUAUUUGUAUUGUUGCUGUGGCGGCUUGUUCGAUAGUGUGGCGGAGAUUAACGGUUAAAUUUAAUGAUGAUGAUGAUGAGGAGGAAGGUGUAGAAGAAGGUGUUGAAGAAGGUGUAGAAGAAAGUGUUGAGGAAGGUGUAGAAGAAGAUGUAGAAGAAGAUGUUGAAAAACAUGAAAUGAGGAGGAAGGUGUUAAAAACGUGAAAUGA